UGCUCAGUAACAGCAAAGUAGCAAAUCGUGAUGGGAAGCGGAUUCUCUGAUCCCACGCGAGGGUAGCGAGCUCAGCACUGCCUCCUCCCUCUUCUCCUCCCUCCUGUGAGUGGCAGCCAGCUCAUCUCCUCUGCUUCUCCCCGCAUCACCCGUCCUGGAAAGGGAGAGAGGGGACCCCAUGGCAGCCCCCAGGCCUGGGAGAGGGACAUGAAGAGCCCCAGGAGCUGCCGGAGGAGCAGAGACUAAAAAUAAGCAAUCAGCAAAACACUGGUCAGUCCAGGAGACAUGGCCUCAAAAACUUCAGCAGGGAGGGUGCAAGAUGAAGCCGUAUGUCCUAUCUGCCUGGAGUACCUGACGGAGCCUGUGACUCUAGACUGUGGGCACAACUUCUGCCUCGCCUGCAUCACUAAGCACAGUGAGACAUGUACAGAGGGGGACUAUGACCCUUUGUGCUGCCCCAGCUGCAGAGCCCAGAUCCGGAGACAGAAUUUCCAGCUGAACUGGCAGCUGGCAAAUAGAGUAGAGCAAGUUAAACACUUACAUGUUGAAGCAGAGAGAGAACAGAAAGUGAAUCUAUGCGCAAUACACAAGGAAGAGCUGAAGUUGUUCUGUGAGGAUGACAGAGAAGCCAUUUGUGUGAUCUGCAGAGAGUCCAAGGAACACAGAGCUCACACUGUGGUUCCCAUAGAGGAUUCUGCCCAGGAGGACAAGGAGGACAGCAGCAUCUUGAGCAGGCGUGUGGAGGUGAAGCUCCAGCACCAGGUGGAGAUUUCUCCUGAACUGUCUGAGAGCCUUAAUACUUAUAACCAAAGUGAUGCUCUAAUGGAGACUCAGAGGAAAUUCAAAGAGAAAAAAAUAUUUCAAUCUAUGGGAGCAGAUGAGAAAGUGAAUGUGACUCUGGAUCCAGACACGGCUCAUCCCCGACUAGUCCUCUCUGAGGAUCAGAAAAGUGUGAGAUGGGGAUUCACACGGCAGAAUCUGCCCAACAAUCUGGAGAGAUUUGACAAUGAUCCCUUUGUGCUAGGUUGUGAGGGAUUCACCUCGGGGAGACAUUGCUGGGAGGUGGAGGUGGGGGAAGCAAGAAGCUGGGUUUUGGGGGUUGCCAGAGAGUCUGUGAGCAGGAAGGGAAGGAUCAGUGUUAGCCCUGAGCAGGGCUUCUGGGCUUUGCGGCGGAGCGGGGCAGGGUGGUUGGUGGCUUACACUUCCCCUGAGGGGACCCACCUCCCUUUUGCUGAUAAACCCAGGAGGAUUCGGGUCUCUCUGGACUACGAACGAGGGCAGGUGACAUUUUUUGAUGUUGAUAAUGAGGCCCUGAUCUUCACUUUCCCACCGGCCUCUUUCUCUGGGGACAAAAUCCGCCCUUUUUUCUCAGUUGGGGAAAGAGGAAUAUACACAUCUUUCUCAUACCUGUGUGGACCAUCCCAUAUCACAGUGUGUCCCUGAGACAUGGGGGAAAAUAUCCCAAUGACUCUCAAGAACGUCACGAGGGUGGAGGACUCUAGCAGUCUUCAGUGGCAGAAAAUGAGAGAGAGGUGGAGCCCAGGGAGAGAAGGUGCUGUGGGGAGUGUGAAGGUGGAGUUUGGAGAGGGGAAAACCUAUAGAGAAGAUGUUUGGGAGUGGAGAGGUGAAGUUGGCUAAGGAGAUAGGAGGGGAGGGUCAAUUACCCAGCAGAACAAAAUACACAAACCUUAACAUGCAUUGGAGAAGGGGAAACCAAUAUGGAAUAAAUGUAAUUCUCUUGCAAAAAGGAAUGGAAAAUGUUUUAAGGGAGAAAUUAGGAAAGAAAAUCCUUCUUUGAGUCAAUUUUAUCUUCACUGUACUUUGCUUUGUCUGUAUCAUUGCAACAGAUCUAAAUGUCAAAAUAAGUUUUGGCAGUUCAAUUAACACUCUGCCUUUUAGUAGCUGGCAUGUCUGGCUCUAACUGUCACCCACCCCCAUUCAGCAUGAUGCUCUGUUCACUUCUAGCAGUAGCGGGAGAGAUUGAUGAUCCUGCUACAGCCUUAGCUAACAGAGCUGGGUCUCAUAGCUCAGGCAGUGGUGGGUCAUGCUUUAAGAUCCAGAGAGCACCACUUCACUUCCAGCUGACAAUAACUCCUUCCCCCCACUCCCCGCAAGGCAUGGCAUAAUAUAAACAUAGUGGGCCAAAUUCAGCCAUUGUGAUCAACCUCUUCAGCAUCAUUGUUGCUGGCAAGUGGGGGCACUGGGAGGGGAAUUUGAAUCAAGAUUAAAAAAAAUAAAAUUCUGGUUUGUUGCAGAGCGCAUCUUUUGUGACCAGUAUGAGAAACAGGAGCAUGUUCACUUUUUGUCGAAAUGAACUUCAAAUAAAAACAAACAUUUGAAA
Molecule: messenger RNA, 2341 nt
Organism: Terrapene triunguis (Three-toed box turtle)
Lineage: Eukaryota; Metazoa; Chordata; Testudines; Emydidae
Product: E3 ubiquitin-protein ligase TRIM39-like
Exons: 6
Coding region: 286-1443 (385 amino acids)
Molecular function (GO): zinc ion binding; protein binding
Source: RefSeq, a predicted model, not a curated record